This is a messenger RNA of Heterostelium album PN500, 732 nucleotides long. RefSeq lists its product as uncharacterized. The transcript is spliced from 4 exons. The record is from RefSeq and is a predicted model, not a curated record. NCBI's taxonomy places the organism in Eukaryota, Evosea, Eumycetozoa, Acytosteliales, Acytosteliaceae. The coding region runs from base 1 to 732 and encodes 243 amino acids.
AUGGAUAACUCGGAAAUCAUUAAAAACCUAAGAAAUUUCUGUUCCUCCAAAGGAAUUUCUACAAAUGGAGUACUUGUUAUAACAAUACAAAAUAACUGGACUACAUCAUUUAGUUCAUUAAUUGUAGAUUUCAAUUCCAACGAAUUGCUUCCAAAUUAUCCAGCGGAAUUAUUAACAAAUUACAAUGAAAAAAGGUUAGGAGAUCUUUUAAUUUGUUAUAAAUCCGAUCUACCAAGACCAGUAUAUUCAGAUACUCCAGUAGUUUCCACUCCAGAAAACCUUCCUUUUUGUUGUCCUGAUAAACUAAUUCCAUACAAACCAAUUCGUACAGAAAAGGAUAUAGCAUUUUCAGAUUUUCUAAAAUCUUUAGGAGCCUAUCCAAAUUAUAUAUUUGAAGUAAAGAAACAAGUAAAUAAUGGUCAACUUCUAUCUACCAAGUAUUAUUCCUUGAAUGGAGGAGUGAUUAAAGAAGUGUUUGAUGAUAUGUUUGAAAAUAUUAAAUUUUAUAUCAGAAAGCUACUCAAUGGUUUAUGUUCGAUCAUCAAAAGAAUAUUAACAUGUGUCGAGAGUUAUAUUUUCUUGAUAUGUAUCUCUUCUCUAGUCUCUACUUCUGUGUGUGCUUUCAUUGUUAGCUCUUGUCGCUCGAUCUCUUUCUUUUCUGUGAUCGUCGAUCAAUGUGAACCAAACUUUUUAUACAGUCAAAAUUAUAUUAGUUUUUUAUUAGUCGACUAA